GGAGAGUCGGGGCAGCCGUUAUUCUAAUGAGCUGCUUCAGUGCCAUGGCGGCGACAUGUGGACACUUCACUCCAGCUAGUGCCCGGGGCUAGACUGUGGUUUAGGUGAGAAAGAUGGCUGAGAGACCAGAAGACUUGAAUCUACCAAAUGCAGUCAUUACUAGGAUUAUGAAAGAAGCGCUUCCAGAUGGAGUGAAUGUUUCAAAGGAAGCACGCAGUGCAAUAUCCCGAGCAGCAAGUGUCUUUGUUCUUUAUGCAACCUCGUGCGCAAAUAACUUUGCAAUGAAGAGCAAGAGGAAAACACUGAGUGCCUCUGAUGUGCUUGCAGCAAUGGAAGAGAUGGAGUUUGAUCGCUUUAUAACCCCACUGAAAGAUGCUUUGGAAGUUUACAAGCGAGAGCAGAAAGGUAAAAAAGAAGCUUCAGAACAGAAGAAAAAAGAUAAAAAGCCAGAGAAUGAAGAACAAGACAAGAGCAAGGAAGAUGAGAAUGAGGAAGACAGCGAAGAGGUGAAAAUGGUAGACGAUGAUCAAAAGGAGAUUGAAAACGAGGAAGAUGAUGUAGAAAACUAAGAUACCUGUAAAUGUGUUUGAAGAUUGGCCACUAUCACAAAGAUAAAUUUCCAUGGCCAUUCCAGGGUAUUGUUACAUUGGGACUACAGGAAGGCAGUGCUGGAACUAUACACUGCUGUUUGUUUUUGUAUAGUUUGCAAAACAAAGCUUUUCUACUUUGUUAACCCUUGUUUUUGUAAAAUUGAAACUGAAUAAUUUAUUCAAAAGA
Molecule: messenger RNA, 777 nt
Organism: Hemiscyllium ocellatum (epaulette shark)
Lineage: Eukaryota; Metazoa; Chordata; Chondrichthyes; Orectolobiformes; Hemiscylliidae
Gene: pole3
Product: polymerase (DNA directed), epsilon 3 (p17 subunit)
Exons: 5
Coding region: 114-569 (151 amino acids)
Biological process (GO): DNA damage response; heterochromatin formation; leading strand elongation
Cellular component (GO): epsilon DNA polymerase complex; CHRAC
Molecular function (GO): chromatin DNA binding; protein heterodimerization activity
Source: RefSeq, a predicted model, not a curated record